Mercenaria mercenaria is the source of this 2083-nucleotide messenger RNA. Its product is annotated as fibropellin-1-like. NCBI's taxonomy places the organism in Eukaryota, Metazoa, Mollusca, Bivalvia, Venerida, Veneridae. Gene Ontology annotation, molecular function: calcium ion binding. The record is from RefSeq and is a predicted model, not a curated record. The coding region runs from base 1 to 1689 and encodes 562 amino acids. The transcript has 14 exons.
AUGAAGGUUUUAAAUGAGUUUGGGGAACAUGUGUAUAACCUGGGAUGCCAUACAAAGAAGGUGUGUGACAAUUUUACGUCUACAGCUAAGUCAUGUUCUGAAUGUUGCAAAACCAGCCUAUGCAAUGCUGAAGCUUGUGGAGAACCAGGCUAUCCUACGAAAAGAGGACCUAUUUGUUAUAACUGCGCAGUACAUACUGAUUCAGGGCCAUGUCAUGGUAUAGACUUUUGUCUGGAAGACGAGACAUGUAACAUUGUUGGAAGACAACUGUUUUCAAGCGAAGUGUUUACGAGCAAGUGUAUAUCUAAACACGCAUGUAAGGAACACCAGGGGGAGCAUGCAGCAAUUAUUGGAAAGCGUGAUAUAUCUAUGGUGAAGAGAACGCAGCAACACACGUGUGAUUUAUGCUGUGAUCAUGAUCUCUGUAACAGAAAUUGUUCAACUGCUACUUCUCUUGUUGGUCCCACGGUUGUAAAUAAAUGUAACACAAAUCCAUGCGGUUCACAUGGCACCUGUGUUGAAGGUCCUAACAGGUACACAUGUAUAUGUGAUAUCGGAUACGAAGGCUCUGGGUGUGAAAAAAAUACAAACGACUGUAUCCAGGGUAUAUGUGGACAUGGUACAUGUAUAGAUGGAGUGAACAAUUAUACGUGUUCUUGCGACAAGGGAUUCACUGGAACAAACUGCCUAACAAAUAUUGACGACUGUAUAUCACAACCAUGUGCUGCUGGUAGUACAUGCUACGACGGGUUAAAUAGCUACACAUGUAUAUGUGCGCCUGGAUUUUCUGGAAUUAACUGCGAAACUGAUAUAGAUGAUUGUUUGCUCGGUCUCUGUGGAAUGGGUACCUGUAUUGAUGAAGCAGACAAUUAUACAUGCUCGUGUCCGUCUGGAUUUAGCGGACGUAACUGCGAAACAAAUAUUGAUGAUUGUUUGCCUGGUAUCUGUGGAAUGGGUACCUGUAUUGAUGAAGUGGACAAUUACACAUGCUCGUGUCAGUCUGGCUUUAGUGGGAUUCACUGCGAAACAAGUAACAUUUCCGACUGUUUUGACCUUCUCCAUAAAGGAAAGAUGACACAAGAUGGUGUUUACAAUAUAACAACAUGGAAACACAAUCGGCAGAUCCAAGUGUAUUGUGAUAUGACAACAGAUGGGGGUGGUUGGACGGUUUUCCAAUAUCGCUUUAAUGGAAGUAUUGAUUUCUACAGAAAUUUUACGGAAUAUGAGACAGGGUUCGGAAAGUGGGAAACAGAGUUUUGGCUAGGUCUUAAAAAUGUCCAGGAAAUGACAUCUCAAGGUAAAACUGAAUUAAGACUGGAUCUAACGGCGGCUGAUGGCACAACUGCUUUCGAAACAUUCCAGAACUUUUACCUUGACGAGGGUUCAAACUAUACUCUCCACAUUGAUCCUGGAAAGGGUACCGCAGGUGAUGGCUUUGGGUUGUCGUAUAAUAAUCGGGAACAGUUUUCAACCUACGACGUUGACCGUGAUUCAUUUCCUUCUGGAAGUUGCGCUGUAUUGCGCCAUGGUGGGUGGUGGUACACCUAUUGCGUCUACGCCAAUCUGAAUGGAGACUAUGUAACACCAGGAACAGAUCGAUCAGGCGACACAUGGCGCGGAAUGGUCUACUAUGAUUUUCAAGGUCAUUUAUCUCUAAAAGCCGUUAAAAUGAUGUUCCGGCGAGUUUGAAAUCCACAUUUUGAAAUUUUACUCAGAAGCAGUUAUCAUUUCCGAAGCCUUUAGGACAUUAACACUUGAUUAUUUACGACAUACAUUCGACGCAAGUGAAACCACGCGUUCUAAGUAUAUUUCAGAUUGGGAAAGAAUGUUUUUGUACUAAUAAGUCUUGAUUCCGAGUGCAUGAAACCUCUAGAUAACAUGUACAUUGGCUUACUAGCGACGUUCAGUAAAUAAUUUUACUCAGUAUGUUGAUCCGAAACCGGUUGUUAUUUUUUAAAUGCGGUUUUCGGCACAUUAUUGAGCAAUUUAUUGGAAAGAUAGAGAGGACUUCAAUAAACCUCCUGGCUUCCGGUCCAAUCCAAAAUUUAAGUAUCUGACUAAUUAUCUAAAUGUACAUAUUGGA